Messenger RNA from Bombyx mori (domestic silkworm), 21422 nucleotides. RefSeq lists its product as uncharacterized. Gene Ontology annotation, biological process: DNA integration. The transcript has 2 exons. Gene Ontology annotation, molecular function: nucleic acid binding. Lineage: Eukaryota; Metazoa; Arthropoda; Insecta; Lepidoptera; Bombycidae. The coding region runs from base 377 to 1891 and encodes 504 amino acids. The record is from RefSeq and is a predicted model, not a curated record.
GCUUUGUGCCGCUCUUGUUUUGUCAAAAUUAGUUAAACUUAUUUAUAACGCUUAUAAUUCUUUACAUCCUAUCACCGCUAUAUACGCUUUCUCAGAUUCUACAAUUGCUCUUUCUUGGAUUAAAUCUUCCCCGCAUAGAUGGUCAAUAUUUGUAGGAAACCGCAUCGCUCAAAUUCAGGAGAAUUUAUCACCUGACCGCUUUUUUCAUAUUAAUGGUAAGGAAAAUCCUAGCGAUUGUGUGUCACGAGGUCUUUUACCGUCACAAAUUAUUAAUAACUCGCUUUGGUGGCAGGGUCCUUCUUGGACCUGCUAUCCUAUUUCACAAUGGCCUAUUGAACCUUUUGUACCUUGUAAAUCUGGAAGUGACAUACCUGAAAUGAAAAAAUCUGUAACACUUACCGCUUUAACUGUUGUCGAAGAUUCCCCAAUAUAUCAACUUGGGUUGAGAGUUUCGUCAUGGUCAAAACUUCUUCGCUGUGUUGUUUAUGUACUUCGAUUUAUAAGAAAACUACCGCGAAACAAGUUUGUAACCGCAUCCGAUUUAAAUACUGCUGAGAAAGCUAUUAUUCGAGCUCUUCAAGCUAAAUAUUUUGGUCAUGAUAUUGCCAGCAUUAGAAAAUUAGAUUUACCUUCGAAAAAUAUUCGUAAACUUAGUCCAUUUAUUGACGAAGAUGGAAUUUUACGUAUUCAGGGUAGACUUUCGAGCUCUGAUUUACCGUUUGAAACGCAACACCCCGCUUUAUUGCCAAAACACGAUCACAUAAUAAAUAUUAUUGUUGAUUAUUUUCAUAAUACAAACUUGCACACUGGUCCGGACCUUUUGAUGUCCAUUAUUCGUCAACGCUUUUGGAUAUUGUCCGCUAGAAACGUUAUAAGAAAAAGAGUGCAUAUGUGUAAAUCAUGUUUUCGAGUAUCACCUUCACACCCAACUCCCAUGAUGGCUGACCUUCCGUCAAGCCGUGUAAUGGAGGCCAAAGCUUUCUGUCACACGGGAGUAGAUUACGCGGGCCCAUUUAAGAUAACGCUUGUACGCAAACGUGGUCAUCAUUCACAAAAGGCUUACAUUUGCCUGUUCGUAUGCUUAACGACAAAGGCUAUACAUAUUGAGUUAGCCUCGGAUUUGUCAACGGACUCAUUUCUUGCCGCUUUCAAACGUUUUAUAUCUCGUCGAGGUCCAGUUUCUUUCAUGUAUUCAGAUAAUGGCACUAAUUUUGUUGGCGCAAAGGCUCAGUUAGAUGAAAUGUAUAAACUUCUAGUUUCAAAUAAUUUUAUAUCCGCAUGGAAUGAUGAAUUAACUAAAUACCGAAUCAUUUGGAAGAUGAUCCCGCCUCGGGCUCCACAUUUUGGAGGUUUAUGGGAAUCAAACAUUAAAUCCGUUAAAACUCAUUUAAAUAGAGUAAUAGGCGCACAAAUUCUCACUUACGAAGAGAUGUUGACUGUGUUGAAUCAAAUAGAAUGUCUUAUGAAUUCCAGACCUUUAUGUCUUUUAUCCGCAGAUCCCAACCCCGAAAUUCUCACACCCGCACAUUUUUUGAUGUCCACUCCUUUGCAGUAUUUACCCGCGUCUGAAUUGUCCGCAAAUCAGAUGAGUCUGACUAAUCGCAAAGCGUUGUUAGAUGGUUUGGUUAAUUCCUAUUGGAGGAAAUGGAGAUUAGAGUACCUGCAUACGUUGCAAGUCAGACAGAAGUGGUGUACAUCAGAUAACCCCGUGAAGGUUGGGACAGUAGUUCUUAUUCAUCAAGAUGACAUUCCACCGCUCCGCUGGCCACUUGGCGUUAUACAAGAGGUGUAUCCAGGUGCCGAUAACAUUAUACGCGUUGCUUUGGUAAAAACGAAAUCUGGAUUUCUUAAACGUCCAGUUGUAAAAUUAUAUCCGCUACCGCUAGAAUAAAUUAGAGUACCGCAUGUCAUCAACCGCUUCAACUCUACUCGUAAACAUUCAUGAUGGCUUAUUAUUAAUUAAAAUUUGUUUCUUUUCAAAUAACUUCCCGCUAUUUAAGCUUUAUGCUUCCUAUCUUAGUAUCUUUAUAUAUUUGUUGAAAGUCCUGCGAACUUUCAAGGCGGGCAGGAUGGUCACGCGGAUUUAGUAAUGGGAUGCUAAUGAAUUAUUGGGAUGGCGCCACCUUUGGAGUUUGUCAGUAACUAAUUACCGCGACUAUCCAAAGGUGGCGCCAUCCCAAUAAUUCAUACCCAAACAGUUGGAAAAUUGCCAUCUUUGAAAAAGUAAAUUUGCGACACUUUUUAGCUUAUCACAGGUUAGUUGCGGCAUAUGUAUUUGGACCAAAUUUUUCCAAAUAGCUUCUAGUUUGAUAAAUUAUUUUAGCAACUGUACUUCGUUUUAAUCGGUAAGAUUGAGCCAGAGACCUAAACGAUCCGCUGUGACCGAGAAACCUGAAAUAAAAAGGCACUUAUAAAUGAACUAGCUUUCCGCUCGCGGAAAUAAAUUUCAUACUUAAUGUGAUAUUAUGGCUAUAUAUCCAUAUUGCAUCUAUGCAUAUUUUAUGCAAUACUAAUAAUGUUGUACUAUAGGCUAUGAUUUAAGAUGGAACUAUCGUGAAUAAAAAUUCAGUUGUUCCAUACAAAAUUUCAAUAUUGGUAAUUACUUUAAUUUUUCAGGCGAUAGCUUAAAGAAAAAAUGGAAUAACCUAAAAGAUAGCUAACAGAAAGAACUUAAAAAAGUACCUAGGUUGCAGUCUGGAGAUGAAGGUUCAGAUUAUCAAUCUCAGUGAAAGUAUUUUGAACAAUUAUCAUUUUUGAAAGACGAAUAUGUGCCCACCCUGUGGGAAACUAACUUAAUAGAAGAGGAAACUUCAACUCAGGUUAUAACCGAAGAAUUGUUGCCGUCACUUUUGGAAUCACCGCUACCUCCGCCGCCGGUUUCACCAGUGCCAUCAAAUCCCACUUCUCCGCCACAGCAACCAACAACUCCACAAGAGUCGUGCUACCACCUCAAGAGAAAAUGAAAAACAAAAUUCUUCCCGAAAACGAUUGAAAACAACUGAAAUCCGUGCUGAAUAUUUAGAACUGAAUAUUUAGUUACAUAGAGAGAAAAAAAUUGAAAUUAUUGGAAGCUGAUUUAGCAGGUAGUAAAGAAAAGGACAUUCCCAAGUCAGACGACUAUCACUUUUUGAUGAGUCUAUUACCAGAAAUGGAGAAGCUUAAUGUUUUACAGAAAUGAGACUGAAAAAUAAAUUAACUCAAGCUUUGAUGGACGAAAUUAGCCUCAAUCAAUAUCCAGGAUAUCAAAGCUAUUGCACUCAACCUCCGCCUUCUGACUACGGCAUAAAUAAUUUACCAAAAAGUUAUGAACUUAAUUAUUACUAAACGACAUGCUAAAGAUGUAAUUAUAAUUAAAAACAAAAUCAGUGAUUACUAAUUUGACUAUGGUAUAUUAAUAAAUAAAUAAACACGGUAAACAAAUUAAUACUUUUUAUUUAUCUACAAGAAACAGCUGUUCUAGAGGAGAAACAAUGUUCUUGAAAUUAACUUUAGCUUUCAAGUUUUCUUGUAUGUGGCCGAGUAUAUAAUCAAAUGUUUCUAUGCUUGCCCGCGUAUAUUCAAAAAAAUUAUCGGGAUAUUUCCUAUACUCAUAAUAAAGACUGAAAUUCGCCAAAUUCUCUCCUUUUUUGGUUAACUGGGUGCGCUCCUAUUCUUGACUGAAUGAUAUCGUCAGCUAAGAAUGCACUUGUUUCAAGGCAAUAUCGUGCUACUUUUGAUAGGAGCAUUUGAUAUUUUAAGCCAUUCUCUAAAUACGUGCACGUCUGACGCCGCCGCCGCCGCAUCUAGUCUAGAUGUGGCAUACCCCCGCAAAUCGCGCCGCCCGCCGCGCCUCGCAACGCACCGCCAGUAGCUGUGGCCAGCCCCUUAGAGGAUUCCUUCAAGCUUCUGGAAUGGCAAGCAUUUGGCAUCAAUAUAAACGGCGAAUACAUCACACACCUUCGGUUUGCUGACGAUAUAUAAUAGUAGUCAUGGCUGAGUCGCUGGAAGAUUUGGGACAGAUGCUCGGUGACCUCAAUAGAGUUUCUCAACGAGUGGGCCUUAACAUGAAUAUGGAUAAAACGAAAAUCAUGUUCAAUGUCCAUAUUAAGCCCACCGCAGUUACUGUUGGGAACUCUAUUCUUGAAAUUGUAGACGAAUAAUAGAUAGUCCGAUUAGGUAAGUCCAACUUCGAGAGAGAGGUCAGUAGGCGGAUCCAACUCGUCUGGACAGCGUUCGGUAAAUUAAGAAAUGUGUUCUCGUCCAAAAUCUUCCUCGGCCUUUCAUGAUUCUGGGUGAUUUCAACUCUCGUCACAGAUCUUGGGGUAGUUUAGUUUCUAAUAGUUAUGGGUAUAAAUUAUUGAAUAUCUUAGACACGUGCAUUUUAAACUCCGGUUCUCCUACUCGCCUCACAAAGCCCGGUGAAGUAAUUAGUUCCAUUGCCCUGUACAUCUGUGCUCCCCAUUUAGCAUCUUCUCUAUCUUGGUCAUAAUCAUUUCAUUUCCCUGCAAAAAAAAAGCUACAAUGUUUAUUCAAAACUCUCGCCUCAAACACAAAAUCAUAGACUCUAAAUGGAGUCAAUACACUUUAUUAAUAGAAGAGAAAAUUAACAGUUGCUCAAAAGUUGAUGUUACAGAUAAUAAUUAAUUCAAAGCUGUUUUGUUAGAACCGGCUGAUAAUGUUUUUCCAAAGAAAAAGCCGCGUAGUAAUACACCGUGGUGGAUGAAGAAUGUACCAUUGCUAUAAAGAAACGUAAGGCAGCUGAGCGUAAUUUUUGCAAUAAUAUGUCUAUGGAAAACUACGAAGCAUUAAUGACUGUAAUGAAAGAAGUUAAAAAAACUAUUUAAAGAAAAAGAAAUUUGACGGGUGGAGGAAACUUUGUCACCUGAAACCAGAAACACAUGCUAUUGUCAUAUAGUGAAAUAUCAAAAGAUUUAGAUCAGCUGUCAAUUCUUCUAACGCAUCGUUGCUGCCUAUAAAAUUAACUGAUCGAUUUCUUGAUCGCUUGGCUCCUCCUUCUGCUCCACUUAGCGAUCCUAUCCUCUCUUCUAUACAAAAUAACUCUGAUGCCCCUUCUUCUCUGUAUUAAAUCACGUCAAAGACAGUGCUCCUGGGGAAGAUGGGAUUCCAUAUUCCUUUCUGUGUCACCUUGGCGAAAAAGGAUUAAAUUACGGAGACGCGGUGGGCGGGGAGGGGGGGACGCACCAGCUGAUCGGACUAACCGCCACCGCACCCUCGGCGGCUCGCCGACAGAUUCGGUCAGUUUCGUGCGCUCAUACGAAUAUUAUAAUGUUUUUAUAAAUCUGUAAAGUAUUAAUUAUUCUAAAGCGAGUCGUAUAUUAUUGGAAUUUCAUUAACAUUAGUGGCGACCGUUUACAAUCGCGACUAAAAGCUAAAAGUAAUCUUCGAAUAAACAAUGGAUAACCGUUACUGGAAUUUGAAUUUAUGGAACAAAGAGAUUUGGAUUGGAUUGCUGCUUAUGCUCCCUUCUGCCCUGGUGAAGUGAAAACUUUGCUGAGGACUGCUGGACGGGACACCCAAGGGAAGUUGGCCUAUUAAUCCUAUCCACUUUUUUUUCCUUUUCGAUUUGCGUACUGUUAUACGGAAUUGAGAAAAUAUCUUUUUAAAAAAGAUUUUAUUGAUGAAAUAGACAUAUAAAGAUUUUACGACAAUGACGGCAACCAUGCCGUGUGGAAUUAGGAAUAGGACUGACUGACUAGGGAGGGGAUUGUUCUCUAAUAAAGGAUCAUAAGUGCUGAUACUACUCGGGAAAGGUGAUGAUAAAAGCAAAGCUAGGAACCAGAGGGUAUCAUAAUAGCCCCCCGACUAGGACUAAACUUACACCCUUAAUGGUGAAGUUUAUGUAUGGAUGCGGAUUCUAGGAUUAUUAGAAAUAAGAGGUUAUUCUGGAUCUGGAAGGACGUUUGAGUUAUGGGAAUGGGUGAAUCUAGAAAGGAUGCAACUGUUGCUAAUCUUAUAAAGUUUAUAAAGUAAAGCUAAAACUAAGCUAAAACUAAAAAAAAACUAUUACAAUAUUGUGUAUUAAUUACUAUUCGAGAAAGGUGAUGAUGAAAGCAAAGCUAGGAACCAGAGGGUAUCAUAACAAUACGGCUUGCCGCUCCGAAAGCGUUACAAGAUAGUAUUUCAAGUGCACUAUUACUAUUCUUCUUUGUAAUUUACAACUGAUCAACAGCCGCUGUUAGCGUCAGUGCGUGAUAAGUACUGACCUAUUGGCGGAAGAUGAUUAGCGCGGCAAGUUGAACAAUGUAUUGUUUGGGUCAUUUGGGUCAUUUACCUGAAGCGCGUACGAAUGCUUGUUUUCUUUUCUACUCGUGUGGAAUUGACUUUGCUGGACCUUCCAUGAUUACUAACCGGAAAGGUCGUGGUAACCGUAUCACUAAAUGUUAUUUAUGUUUAUUUGUUUGCUCAGUACAAAAGCAAUACAUUUAUAACUGGUUAGUGAACUAAGUACUCAAGCUUUUAUUUUAUGCCUAAGGCGUUUCAUAUCACGUAGAGGAAAAUGUCAUGAGUUUUUUUGCGACAACGGCAGGAAUUUUGUGAGUGCAAACAAUGAACUAGGUAGGUUUCUUGGAUCCAGUCAGUCUGUUGGUUAUUAUGCUACUUCUGAAGGAAUCAAAUUUGUAUUUAGCCCCGCAUACUCUCGCAUACACUUCGGUUUUUCAACGCUUCAAACAGAGGCGGGGCCUCUCUGACACAUCAAAAUGCUAAAUCGAAUAUCCUCCAGAAUUCACUAGAUGAAAUAAAAAGGCAAAAUGACAGCAUUACAACAAUGCAGAUGCUGUCAGAUAAGUAUGACGAUAUCCAAAGGGAACUGGCUAAAAAAGAGCGUAAGGAUAAUCUAUCUUACAUAAAGCUGCUGGAAUCAAAAUUGGAAAACGUCGAAAACAAAUCGUGCGCCUCCAGGAUUGAGAUACGUAAUAUUCCUCAGGACGAAUAUGAAACUAAGGAACAGCUGGUUACUACUGUGCUGGAUAUUGGUGCCAUUAUCGGUGUCCAGGUUGGUGCCCACAAGGUGAGGGAUGUUUUCCUCACCACGAAACUAAAUACCACUAAACCGAUCUUGGUUGAAUUUACAUCAGUAAUCCUGAAGGAGAAAUUUAUGAAAGCAGUCAAGGCUCUUAAUAGAAAGGAGGACGGAAAAUUGAACACUGUGUUCAAACUUAACGUCCCCCCUAAACCUAUAUACAUAUCUGAGUUCCUGACUUCCAAAGGUAGGAGGCUCUAUUUCCUGGCUCGUGAUUUAGCUAAAUCCCAUGGAUUCGCUUUUUGUUGGUCUUUGUUCGGUAGCUCAGUAAAAGUAAGUUUAUUGUUCUUGAGGUUUUAUUGUAAGGUGGACUGUAUAUAAAGUUUAAUUCAAUAUCAGCCGCGAGUCGCGCGUGCGAUUCUAUAUCGUUCCCGUUGUGUUCUGUGUCGCUGUAUGUGUUCGGCCCUCGCCGCUCGAGUCGUCGAUGCCGUGGUGGUGGUUGGACCCCCCCGCAGACCUCGUAGUCCCCGUUUGUACGUGAAGUACUGGCGCGGACAGUCUUCAUUAGGAAAAAUCUAUCUAAGGAAAAAGGAGGGUCAUCCACAGUUAAAAAUUAACGAAGAGGCUGACUUGGUCAAACUGAAGGAGAUGAAGUGACUAGUUGAGAUGACCAACUCCACGUCGACCUUUAACCACAAAUAUAUGUACUUAAGUUUUGCUACUAGAGUUAAUUUUUUUAAUACUCUUGUUUUAUGUUAUCGCCUCUCUGUUUGUAUUGUGUUAUCUCUUUAUGAUAGUAUACUAAGCACACUUACACUUUACACAUUUGCAGCUACUGCUAGUCUCCAUGACCUUACUGUUGUUGGAUCAAUAGUCUCAUUGUUUCUCUGCUCCGGAACAAGUAGUCCUUGUUCUAAAAGUAAUCUGCCUGCCUCAAAUAAUCUAAGCCCUGUUGCUUGGACUAGAUUUUAUAAUAGUAUACAGAAUCUUAUUUUUUAAUCUCUCUGUCUUUUUUGUUUUUAUAAAUGGAUGAGGUAAUUUUUCAAGACAUUGAUAAUAUUUCCAUCUCCAAAUCGAUUUCUUGUGAGGUGGAGGAUGCUGGACGCCUUCUGCGGGAUCGGUGUACCAGCUUGGUUGUAUGAAAUCAGAAUAUAAGAAGUAUUGCCCGAAAUUUCGAUGGUCUUUUAGUUUUAGGGAGGCUCGAACUAGACUGCGAUAUAAUAAUAUUAACCGAAUGUUGGUUAUCAUGCUGUGGGUUCGUGCCCAGUAUUGAAGGUUAUAAUAAUUUUAAAACUACCUCAAAAUGACGGGGCCGUCGUCUAUUAUAAAAAUCAUCUUCAAGUGAUAAUUGAGGAACCAGUCUUUGAAGAAGGCAAUUGUCCAUUCUGAAACUGCGAUUGUUGCGGUUUAUUCAUCACCCUCCUAAAGGUGUUUGAAAUCUUUCGAUGAUGCAUCACCCGAAGUCCUGGCUGAUCUCCUAAACCUUAAAAACGUAUCUAUUAUAUGUGAUAUUAAUAUUGAUAUACUUCUCGAAAAUUUUGACAGUAAUGCACAGUAAUGCAUAACUAUCUUAAUAUUUGUGCAAGUCAUGGACUUCUACCAGCUCACACCUUACCUACCCGACUUGGUAAAUCGUGCUUAAACCAUGUCAUAUUAUAAACUUGUAAUGGUGCUCUCACAUUAGUAACUAAUUCCACUUUGACUGACCAACAAGCAAUCAUUCUUUGCUUAUGUCGCGGAAGGAGCCCCUUCACAUCUACAAUCAAACACUCACCCAGAAUAGGCAAUUAAAUGCGCAACCAUACACAACAUCACAUACAUCCACGCAAACAGAAAACACAACUUUAUUCUCAAUAAAUGACAAUGAAAUUCUAAUAGACCAUCAACCAAUCACAGAUAAACAGGCUCUAGAACUACAAGACAAAUUCAGACCUGCUCUAAUACAAUAUGCCGGCAUGGACCCUGAAGCUCGACCACGAUUACCUAAACUGAAACAUAGCCCUAAACUAUUCCAUCUUAUUUAUUUAUUUAAUCAAAAUAUUUUACAAAAUUUUGUGACGCCUGAAAUACAAAUAACUGAAACGCACACACUCAUAUACUGCACAGCAUUAGCAAUAAUAUUGAGCUUAAUUAUAAAGUCAAAAACUCACUAGACAAGACGUCACAAAAGUCAAGAAAAUAUUGAAAUAUCAGUGGUAGCACAGUGUGGUUGGAUGAAUAUCUAGUGACAAAUGGAAGAAGCAUAUAUAAAAUAGUAAGUAACAAAAAAAAAUGAGCUGGAGCAUAGAACCGUUAACAAAAUCAAAUUACGAUAUGGUGCUUACAAGCACAGGCGAUUCUCAUAAGAUAUGAUUUGUGGGAAUACGCUAGUGGUGAAAUAACGUUAGCGGCAACUACGACUGCCGAAGAAAAGAGUGCGUUCCUAAAGGAAGACUUAAAGGCAAGGUCAGUCAGGCUACUUUUACUUAUAUAUCCACUAGAACUUAAACAAAUUAAAGGGUGUAAUACAUCCAAGGAGGUAUGGGACAAACUAAAGUCUGUACAUCAAAGUUCAGGACCGGCAAGAAAGGCUACGCUAUAGCCGCUAGUCCACCCCCCUAUCAAUGGGCCCAGUGAGUUUAAAUCGGAACAAAGGGCAGAGGAAGAGAGUGUGCGGAUUAUCACGCUAUUGACAAAAUGCCCACGUAAUCCUCAUGUGGUGCUGAGCAGCCGGCCCCUCAACCGAGCAACGGCGCCGGGCCUAUAUCAAUUGAGAGAUUACGUGGUUCGGCAAACUAUGUAUCUUGGAAAUUCUCGAUGCGCAUGCUGUUAACCUUAGAAAAUAUUUGGAGCUGUGUGGAAUCAACGGAUAAAUCAGCUACUACAGAAACUCAACGCGACCAGAGAGCAUUAGCAAGAAAUUGUCUUGGUGUGGAACCUGCCUUGUACCAGUAUGUUCGCGACUACAAAACUGCCAGUGAUGUUUGGAAGAACUUAGCCAAGAUUUUCGAGGAUCGUGGAUUAUACAGGCGAGUACUUUUACUCCGGCAACUUCACCAUAUAGAAUACAAAAAAUAUUCUAAACAUGCCUAAGCCUAUUUUGCCUAUAUAAUACCUAUAAUGUCAAAAAGAAAGUAUUUUGCAGUUUCUGUGGAAAAAGUGAACAUGUUCGUAACAGAUGCUUUAAGCUCAGGAAACAGAAGAAAGAGGAGGCUGAGAAAGCUACAAUUGCGACUGAUUGUGCCUAUUCAGUGACACAGAUGACUUCAUAGUUGACAGUGGGUGUAGCAGUCAUAUGAUAAAUAAUAAGAAUAUGUUCCAAAAUUUUAAUAAUAAGAAGAGUCAGGUUUGUAUUGCUAAUAAUACGUACCUGGAUAGUGAGGUAUCAGUAAAUUUACUAUUCCUUGUUCAAAUAUAAAAAUAGAAGCUAUGCUCAUCCCUAAAUUAGCUACCAAUUUACUUUCCAUUAGUAGUAGUAGCAGUGUAGUAGUAGCAUCAUACCUGCAGGUAAUACUACGCAGCCAAUUGGGUGUGCCUUCUACAAGAGAAACAUCAGGUAAAGUCUCGUUUUAUUGAUUUUAAAACCUUGUUGAGAAACAGACCGGAGCCAACAUAAAAUGUCUACGAAUCGAUGGAGACGGUGAAUAUUUUAAUGAUUGUUUCAAAUAUUUUCUUAAGUUUCAGGGAAUUAUUCAUCAAAUAACCAUUCCGUAUUGCCCUCAGCAGAACGGAGUAUCUGAGAAGUUAAAUAGGACUUUGUUAGAGAAAGCAAGAUACAUGCUGGAGGAAUCUGGUCUUAGCCGGGAAUAUUGGGGAAUAAUAUAAAAUCUAAAAUUGCUAAAUGUCGUGGUUCAAUAGCCCAAGGUGUGUCUCCAAGCAUAGCUGAUAGAUCUAACCUUUCAACUUCCAAUGUAAAAUUAUCGAUGGUUAAUAUCAACACUUUCUCAGGAAAAAAAUAUUCUGAAUGGAACACAUUCCAUGACUUGUUUAAGUCACUAGUUCAUACAAUCAUGAUAUAAGCGAUGUCCAAAAAUUGCUCUACUUAAGAGAUUAUUUCAAUGGUGAGGCUGAGCAAUAUUCCAAUCACUCAUGACAACUACGCUAGGGCUUGGACUUUGCUUGAAGAACGAUAUAACAUUAAAAGUUAAGUUUCUAACUAAGCGCUAUAGAUUUCUUAAUAAAGAUUACAUUGAUAUUGAUAAAGAAUAUCAAUACGAUGGUGGAGGAAGCAAAGACAAGAACUUACUGUACUAUAGUUGGUAGUUCAUUCCUGGAAAGGUUUUCUUCUCACGCGGAUGGUACGGGUAAUUGCGUAUUGCAGACGUUUCGCAAAUAACUUAAAAAGGAAAUGAUUAGACAAAAGGAUCGGGUUUUUAACAACAGGAACAUGCACAACUCUCACACAGACCGACUACACUCACAGACAUAACCAAGGACUCGCGCGCUGGCGCUCGAGGAGAACGGACGUGUACGCGCAUCGAGCUCCGCUACUCCAGUGACGCCCCGCCACGAGCGGGGCUGCGUGAUGUAGCUCCAGGCCGACGUGCAGCGCAAGCGCUUUUUAGUAUCUUUAUCGCUAAUUAAUACUUAUAAAUUGACAAUUUUAGGUUAUAAGUGAAAGAAUGGAGGUAGAUAGUGAGUGGAAAACGGACGAUAAAUCGCCGUUUAAGAAGAUUGUGUUUGACAAUUAAUUCAAUCCAAUUAAUCCCAGCAAUGGAUUAGACACAGUGCAAUGUUUUUAUUGUAGCAUCGUUUCGGAAAAAGCGAAUUUUUACGACUGGAUUGGCGAUCAAUCCAUGUCUAAGAAUCACAAGUGUGCGUGUGAACAAGUGAGUGCUGUCAAAAUAUUUAUUCGCAGUGAACUAGAAAGCAUCUCAGAUGGUUCCGUUAAACUCAAUACAAAGUAUGUGCAUUACCUCGCAAAUGCGAACAAGCUCAAACAAGGCAAAGGCCCGCUGUGUGAAUGCUCAGGACCGUUGUUCGUUCAAGUGAUCGCACAAAACGAAUUCAUUAUUCGCGAAAGAAUAAUAUGUACAUACUGCAAGAAGAUGAGCCGCGUUGAAUUCAGAUGCGACACCAUCAAACCUAUGGCAAAAAAGCAAGUCGAGGGACCGUGGACGCCGGCUGCUAGAAUAAGUCAUACAAAAGAGCAAUCCGCAAAAGAUAAUGUUAUGAAAUAUAAUUAAUCUAGAGGCAUUAAAACCGUGGCGUCGCGGGACGCGAACCAAGCAUCACGUGAUAACAUAAUUCCCAACUGGGGUUCACAAAGCGCGGGAAUUCAACCGCAGCCAAAACCAAACCAAGAACACCGACCACGAGUAGAACCGAAGCCGACCGCUAUACUAACAAGUAACAUGUUUUCGCCGCUUGCUUUUGAUGAGGAAGAACGAGAUAGGGAAUCUGACGAUACCGUCUCAGUAUUGAGGGCACCAAGCGACGACGUGUUCAUAAGACACGGGCGGCAUCUAUUGGCGUCUCACCAGCGUAUCUCCCUUUUGACAACACGGGACAAAGCAGUGCUACAAAUGGAUCAAAUAAAAAUUUAACGAAGGAUACAAGAACAAAGCGAUAUCCUCCAUUUAUAUGUGAAUAUGACGCAUGGAUCUCGGAUAAAAACGAGUGGAAGGCGGCUAAUGAAAUUGCUCGAGUGAGUAAUUGUGAAAUACGCGCUAAUCCAAAGAGCAAGAAAAUAACAUUUAUUCCAAAAAGCAAGGAAGCUUAUGAAGCCAUACAGAGACGACUAAAUGAAAACCCAGAAAAAUAUAAUUACUACACAUACGGAUGAAAAGACGAUCAUCGCCCGGCAAAGAAACUAAUAGCUAAAGGGGUCCGCGCCGAAGGUUACACAGAGGAAGAAAUCAAAGCCGAUAUUCUUGCGAGAUAUGGAAUCAAGAUGGAACGGUUAAUUAUUAUGAAAAAUUCAGCGUUGAUUCUCAUCUUCCCAGGUGAAACUGACAUGCGAGUAGCCCGCGAUAUAAAGUUUAUCUUAAGUCAGCGUGCUACAAUCGAGAAAUACAAGGUACGAGACACCGCGGUGACACAAUGCAAGCGGUGCUGGCAAUUUGGUCAUGUGCAAUCUCACUGCCGGCGUCCAGAGCAACCAGACUCUGUUGAGCAACGCGAAGAUGGAGAUGUUUGGCAUGUGUGCUACAACUGUCACGAAAUUGGUCAUACAGCAAGACAGGCAAAGUGCCCGCUAUUCCAGUUAGAAAUAAAAAAACAGAAAAACAGGCGACAGGCUUUCGUCAAUAAUGAAGGACUUACACAAAAGCCCACAAACCGUAUGAUAGAAGCUUCGAAUAUAAAAGCAGCCGCAGCCACACGGGUCGACAGAACCAGCUAUGCAGCAGCAGUAGGUGCCUCAAGUAGCACUAAAACCACACGCAAGCCCCCUGAGAAUGAAUCCAUGGCGAAGGCGUUACCUGACUACUUAAAGAGUUGAUGAAAAGUCUGCAGGCAAAAGGCUAUCCCGCAGAAACAAUUUUGGAUUUUGUAAUUGAGCUUAUCAAUGGAUAAUUUGCCAAAUACGCUCAGAAGAAGAAAACAGUGUGUGAGAAUCGUACACUGUAACAUUCAAGGACUUCGCAACAAACACAUCGAGCUCAAGCAACUGGCAGUCAAACAACGGCCGGAUAUUAUAAUAGUAAACGAGUGUAAAGUAGAUUUUACAAAGUGUAAAUAUAACAUUCCAGGUUUUAACUAAAUUUACGAUACUAGGGCAACUCAUCUUGUCACUGCAAUGUACAUAAAGGAAGGUCUUCGCUGGAAUCUAACGACUGUGAUCCCAGGCGUGGAUGACGUUGAUCGUCGUAUUGAGGGAGUAGCGAUCGGAUUGAGAGAGAUUUAAAUUUGAGAAUGCAACAGCUUGGACAUUCUCAAACACAAGCCGCAGGUGCGCUGGUGCAGCGGGCCAUUGGCAACAGAGAGGCAAAAUUGGUGCAUACUGGCUUACCAUCUCGACCCUGCCAUCAAGGAAACGGAAUACUCGAUAUCGCACUGGUGACACAAGAGGCCAUGGAGUACACUUAUCGAACGAAGCAACUCGAUUCUAUCUCGUCAGAUCACUAUCCGUGGCAAUUGGAAGUUGAUAUAGAGGCGCACGAACAUGUGCUACUGAGGCGAAAGAUGAGCAGCAUUACUGAAACUAAGGAGUCUCGCAUCAAAUUCCAAGAGUUAAUCGAAGCAAAUCUUCCAGUAAUUGUGCCAACCACUGAUGCGGAAGCAGAUUCAUACGUCGAUAACUUGGAAAAUGUACUCACUGCGGCAUUAGAUGAGAUGGCGCCGCUACGAGAGUCAACACGACGGGAGGAAUUGCCAAUAAACAUCCAAUACCUGAUACAACAUCGCAACCGAAGCAAACUAAAGCAAAAAAUGCACCAAGAGGACAUAUUCUCCGUCGGAUAUACAACGCUGCAAAUUUAACUGAAGAAGAAACAAUCAAUACUCUGGUUGACACGGCAAUAGUAAAAGAAGCAAAUGUGGAUGACACUCAUAAAAAUUCUGAGUCCUUCACCCCAUACCAACCGCUGGCCGAGACCGACGUAGACGAGGUAAUACAAGCUCUUCGCCUCUUCAAGAACAAGAAAGCGCCAGGCCCCGAUCAACUAAGGGCUGACGCAAUAAAACUUGCUGGCAUAUUAUACCGCACUGACAAACACAAUAAACUACACUCUACGCACAGGAUAUUAUCCAAGCCGCUGGAAGCUGGGAGACUGUAUCUUCUUACACAAACCAGGCAAAUCACAUACCGAAGCUGCCUCGUAUCGUCCCAUUAUGUUACUUAACAUUAUGGGUAACCUGUGCGAACGAGUUAUGUAUAGCAGACUUCUCUCAGAAGUGAACCGUUUGCAUCUUAUCCCAGAAUACCAGCACGGUUUUACAAAAAAUAAAGGGACUGGUACCCAAAUUUUACGAACUGGUAAGGUUAUCACAGACGCUUUGGCAGAGGGCAACAGUGUAGCGAUGAUUUCUACUGAUCUCAGUAAAGCUUUAGAUUCCAUAAAUCACGCAGGGCUAAGCAAGAAACUGUUUAACGCUGGAAUGGCAAAUAAUGUGAUUAAGUUAAUAGAGAAUUACCUAAAAAAUCGGGAGGCUCGUGGUAAGUACCGAACAAUGUAUGGAAAAAGGCAGCCAGUUCCGCACGGGGUACCACAGGGCCCAAUUUUGGGGCCGAUCCAGGUGCCAGGGCGCUAGAGUGACGGUAGCGCGCAGCGCAGCCUCAACCCCCUUAGGUCACCCCGUGACCAUCACCGAAGGAGACUGCCUCCUCAUAGGGGCCGGAGCUGGACAAACGCCCUCCUCCGACCCCCGGCUCGGCGGCGGCGGCACGGGAGGGGAGAAGAGCUCUCCCUCUCCCGUUCCGCCGCUACCUUCUGUAAGAUGGUGGACUCGCAGAAGUCGAGCAUCGCCUGCCAGGACUCGUCGUUGCCGAGCAUCGUAGCCACGACUGUCGGAAGCGACAAAUUGGGUUCUAUUUUUGCAACGAGGACACGGCGAUGCUCCGCGAAAGCGGGGCAGUACGCGAGCGUGUGCUCCGCCGUGUGAAGAUAACACACCAUCACCCAACACACAAACAUUAAUAUCAAGCAGUUCGCACUUGGCUUGCGCCCAUACUAACAUGCAAUUACCGGCUCCGCCGAGAAAACAAGUCGAUAAAAAUAAUAAUAACACACGUCCUGAUUGAAGUAGGUGUUCACGUGUGGGGCGGACACACGAAUAAGAAAUUACCUCCGGACAUCGUUCUCGUCGAAUCCGUCACUUACGACGACGGGCGCGGCGAGUAAAUUAACCCACAGACACAGCCCGCUGAGUUUCUCGCCGGAUCUUCUAAGGGGGUCGCAUUUCCGAUCCGGUAGUAGAUUCUGCAAAGCUUUGGCUCUUGCUAGGGUUCGUGUUAGCAACAUCGGCAGGUUUGAGCCCCGUGAGCUCACCUACUAGCCCGGUGACGCUGAUAUGGUAUCUCUAGACCAUCAGCUUAAGUAUGAAAAAAAAUAUUGAAAUUACUGGCGUGGCUAACGUGGCUCUGGAAACCCAUCAAAAAUGGAGCUACGAUCUAAACGUAAACAUAUAGAACCGCUGCCAGGAGGCGAUCGCCAGGGCACGCAGGGUGAUAGUUUAACAGUCAGAACGAACACUUCAAUAGAACCAUAUAGCCCAAGUAUUGUAUCGUACACACCCUACAGAUCAUCUUUACUUCCCGUACCAUCGUCACCCCAAACACUCUCUUUUAAUCCAGAUUCACCCAUACCAAUCUUGAAUUGUGUACGGGAGGCAAAUUCCUUCUUGCCUGUAUCCACCAAGGCUGAGAAAUCACGAGAACGCAAGAAAUGGAGCAAAGAUGUGGUGAAUACGUUUAUCAUGCGUUUACUUUACUGCAUUACUUUCACAUAACCAAGUUAGAGAACGACAUGACCACAUACAGACAACAAUUGAAUCAACUUUUUUCCCAACAAUAUCGGGUAGUAACCGUUUUAGAACAAAGAAUAUCAAACCAGCGGAGAUUUAUAGUACGAAAUAAACUUCUCUCUCAAGAAAUAUUAGACCAAUUGAGAGAAGAAGUCCGUUUACAGUUACAAGAAGAAUCUGAAGAUAAUAAGCUCUAAUGCAUGACAUUAUUACAAGACACAGACGAAAAUAUUGUACAAGAACAACCACAUUCUUACACUCAAUCUCAACCAAUUUUACAAUCUCACCCAUCCCGUCAAUCGCAAGAAUACACAGACAUCACACACUUCCUCACAAACUGAAAAUUUAACCUUUAUGUUAAAAAAUGAUAUUGAGAACUUAGUCAUCGCAGAUUAGAAUUUAAUAACCAACACCUGUACCCAAAAAAUACAUGACAAAUUUACAAAAACUCUAACACAAUAUGCCGGUGUGGACCCAGCUGCUCGACCAAAACUCCCUAAGCUCAGAUACAACCCUAAUUUAUUUCGUUUAGUUAAUUUGAUUAAUGAACAUAAUUAUACCACCACCAUUUUUAACUAAUGAGGCAAAACUUAUAGACAAACAUACACUAAUCUAUUGCACAGCACUAGUUGUCUCUGAAGAACUAAACUACAGAAUAACAGUGUACACAGGUAACAGACAACAAAAAAACAACACGAAAUCACCAUGGCAGCAAAGGCUAGAAAAAUACAUAGAAACAGUGAGAGCAAACUGCGGAAGACUUACACAAUACACAAAUAGCAACAGAUCAAAUAAAGUAGUUAGGAGAGUGAGAUUAUAGAUUUAGAAGAAAUUAUAGAUUUUCUAUGAAAUAUAAUGCCCCUAUGAAGAACCACGCUACAAAUUAAUUGCAAUCCUAAUUCUAUCACAACACGUCAAAUAUCUAUUAAGAAAGGAAACUACCAAGGUGAUUCACUAAGCCCGCUGUGGUUCUGUCUCGCCCUUAACUUCCUGUCUCACUUGCUAGAGCGUUGCCGCGCUAGGUAUUGCCUCAAAAAUACCACAGAAAAAAUCACACCUCAUGUUCAUGGAUGACGUGAAACUAUACUCACAAUCAGAAAAAGAAAUGAAAAAAUUUGUAGAAGCAACAGCAGAGUUCAGUAAAUAUAUAACAUGCAAUUUGGUUUAGACAAAUGUAAAACACUUUAUAUUAUCGGAGGCAAAAUACAGCCCGGCGACUAUGUAAUAAACGACACAGACAUAACAGCAAUGGAACCGACCGACUUAUAUAAAUAUUGUUACGCGCUGGGUUUCGGGAUAAAUAAUUCCACCAAAGUACAACUAAAAGCCACUCACCACAGACUAGACGGGUCAAAUGACAAAAUGACCGCUGGUAAAAAUAUUAUGGAUAAGACCUUUCAAUUUCAUAUGAAUUUUUUUAAUGAUUUAUUUUUUAUUUUAGAUAUUUAAUUUUUUUUUAUACAUAUUAUAUCAGUUAUGAUACCAGAUUCUUCACAUAAGCCAAACAAUUUUUUUUCUUUGCGAUUAGUUUUUUUUAAAUGUUUCUUUGUAACUUCUUUUAAUUUUGAUUAGAUUGACUGAUUUUAGCACUUCUAAUGUUCACAAUUUUUUAACCAUGCAUGUGUUUAUUUUGCAUGCUUAGUUAGUUUAUGUUGGCUUUAUUUUGUACAAAAUAGUACUGAAAACAACUGUGAAGCAAGUGGGCGUGGGCUUGUUAGAGGUUGGUGGUAGAGUCCGUUCACGUGGCAGUAUGGCAGCCCGUGGUGCAAGAGGAGAACACGUGGUGGUCAACUUCGUCGUGUCCCGGACAGGCCUUCGGUUUCUGAGCCGCAAUAGCUUUUUCAAACUAAAACUCAAAAUUUUAUUUUAUUUUAUAUAUUGUAAUUAUUUAUAUGUCGUGGAUAACGACUUUUAGUUGUCGUGGAUAACGACUUUUAGUAAUAUUAGGACGGUGGUUUUCAUUAUUAUUUUAAAUGAUAAAAUGUUGUUUUGAUAAAUAUCACAAAAUGAAGGGUAGACUCCGUAACGCCACAGUAUAAAAUGGCGGUACGUGGACAGAGUCGUGGCAUUCCGUGUCAGACAGUCAUUCCGUCCGUCUCAGUCAGUGAGUCUCUGGCAGUCAGUCAGUCAGUCUGUCGGUAUGUGGAACGAAACUGUCGGUUUACCCUGUCAUUGUGAAAGUUGUGUGUGUUGAGUUUCAAUAAUUAUUGUUCAAAAGGUUUUAUUGACUUUUUAUAAACUGAGUUCAACCAAAUACGACUGAUGACGGAAACUACCGCUUAGCCAUCCCUGGUGUGUGCCAACAUAUAUAUAUUGAUUUAUCGUUUUUUCUUUUUUUCUUGCAAUUUGUUUAUUGAUUUAUUCCUUAAAUAUUUCUUUUAAUGUCAAUGCAUAUUUCAGAGUGUUCUCUGAUACACUGCAAAAUUUGCCAAUGGGCCAACCCUUGGAGACGCCCUUCAUCCCCUCGCCCUCCACCCUAAAAGGGUAAGGGUUCUCCCUCCUAUGGUGGAUAAAAACCCAAGGUGACUAUUCUGAUUGUUUUAAAUAUUUAUGUUCUUGAUAGUAAAACAAAUAUCCAUAGUAAACAAAUGUUUGUUAUGGUUUUCAGAGUAGAAUCUGUUUGGUCGUCUAUGGGGAUGGUCGACCAACCAAUCCUAUCGACUUCUCGUGGACAAGAAAUUUGUCCAUGCCUGCGUAACUAUUUAUCAAACAAAACUUUAUACGUUUAUUUGUUUUGCUAAGUUAAUAUGUUAUUAAAUAUUUAUUUUAUUUCUCAGAAGUUCGGAAGUUGACUAUUCUUCUUUAAAAAUUGGUCGACCACUGUAAGUUCAUCUCGGUUUACCACCUACAAGAUAAAAUAAUGACUACCAUUGAUUAAAAUAUACUUUUAAUUUUGUAGAAUCCAUCCGUCUAGUAACAGAUCCCUCCGAGAUGAUAAGAUGAUCUCUCUAAACCUUUUUUUAAACAAUCGCUGAUGUAAAAUACAUAUUGUAAUCAAAACCAGUUUUUUUUAUUGCUUAUGUGGGUAGAUUAGCUUACGGCCCACUUGGUGUUAAGUGGUUACUGGAGCCCAUAGACAUUUAGCGGUAGGCAGCGGCUUGGCUCUGCCCUUGGCAUUGCUGAAGUCCAUGGGCGACGGUAACCACUCACCAUCAGGUGGGCCGUGUGCUCGUCUGCCUACAAAGGCAAUAAAAAAUAAAUAAAAAAAAAACAUCUACAACGUAAAUGCCCCACCCAUCUAGUUCUAAGGUCUCAAUAUAGUAACAACGGCUACCCGACCCUUCAAACCGAAACGCAUUACUGCUUCACGGCAGAAAUAGGCAAGGCGGUGGUACCUACCCGUGCGGACUUACAAGAAGUUCUACACUUGUAACUUAUUUCUUUUCAGGCAGCGAGGAAGAGUCUGACAGUGACAGCGAGGGGGUUGCGCAGCCAAUAGUAUCCCGGGUUGAAAGGAUGCUUAUGCAAGCAAGAUAUGAAGAAACUGAAGAAACUCCCGCUAAUAUUAAUUUGCAGUGGUCUCCUUAACUGCAACAAUCAGCCAUCAGUGCCCCGACGCCCGUCUUACCGACGACUGUUUCUAUAAAGUCGAGCAACAAGUUUAAGUUCGACAGGAGAACGUUUUCGCAGCGUGGUCGCGAGACGCCACCGACGUGGUUGAGGUCGGCCGGCUUGCCACCGCCCCAGCAGCCGUCGCAGGAGUUGUCAAGAUACGAAGGUUGGUUUGGUUAUGUUCCUACCUACUUACAUCGACCGACAUAUCUACAUGUUUGUUGUUUUGCAUAAUGUGAGCACUAAGAACAAACAGGCUUGCUUUGCCGGCGGCUCGAAUUAAUAAAAUAAGCAACUCUUUUAGGGGGCUGGGUGUACAACUUUUCAACAAAAUCCCACAAAACGUUCAAUUACUACCUGUUCAUAGAUUUGUCAAGGAACGUUUGUGCAACAAGGCAUAUUAUAAAGAUAAGGAUAAUUUACUAGAUGGCACUACUAAGGUGUUCGCUCCUGGCCUUUUCAUUUUUCAUUAUUAUUAUUAUUUUUAAUUGUAUUUUUUUACUUGUUUUUUCGUUUAUUGUAAAUAUUUUUACUUAUUUAAGAAAAAAAAAAAAAUCAGAAAAAAGCAAAAAAAAAAGCCCGCUGAGUUUGUUUCGCCGGUUCUUCUCAUGACUGUGGCUUUUUUUGGAACCGGUGGGAGAGUUAAUAUUGUUAUUUAUAUUUUGACAUUCAACAAGUGUGUUAUACUGACAUCUAAGUUGAAAUAAAUGAUUUUGUUAUAAAUCAAUUUUGCGAGUAACCUCUGGGGUCAUCACUUUAUUCAAGAACAUGGUACCUACCUAUAUAUGUACGUACUUUUCACGUAAAUAUUUAUCUUUGGGAUUGCCACUCACAAUAUAUUAUUAAUCUACUAUCGGCACUUACCUGUGCAGACCUGAUACCUACCUACUAUCGGCACUUACCUGUGCAGACCUGUACACAUGUGUAUAUCCCAGAGAUCAACGGACAACAUGCAAUUAUUAAUGAUGCCAGUGCAUUCGACAAGGUUCUACGAUCAUUCCUUUACUGUUCAAGCUAUUCGUUUGUGGAAUGCUUUCCCGAUAUGCCGUCGAACGAAGGUGAAUAUAAUCGACAGUAUAGCGUUACGGGCAACGCACGGACGCCGCACGCGCCGAGAUCGGAGCCACAACAACCACUUGUUGCGGAAUUAGAUGACGAACUGCUGCAGGUAUUGGGAGAAGAUCCAUCAAAGUCUGAUCUUGUAGUACGCCUACAACACAUAGCUACAUCUGGGUUGUCUAAAGAAACAAGAAAGGAACUUUUAUCUAAGUACCUACUGCCAGGGAAUUGUACCCUAAUCAAUGCACCUCAUUUGGACGCAGAGGUAAAGGCCGCGUUCUCAGACACGGUUUAUAAGAGACCAAGGUGUCAAAACUAGACAGAAACAAACUGCUACAGCUACUUUUUGUUUAUCAGAGGCUGUUAAAAGUUUAAUUGCAAAGCAACAAAUGUCAUAUAUAUUUUUAUAGAUUUUAAUUUGAUUUUAUUUAUGGUUUUCAAUAAACUGUCAGCUAUGAGAUGUGCA